AUGGCGGUCGUGCGUGAAGCAGAGGCAGAAAGGGACGUUCGCGAAGCAGAGGCCCCGGCGGAAAGGGCGGGCCAGAGACAGGCCGUGCAGCGGGAGAGGGUGGUUCGGGCGAUCGUUCUGCCCUGUGGCCCUCACGGGUCCUUCAAGGGGGAGGUGUAUCAGUACACCACGCCCGUCGCUGCUCGCGACGGCCACUCGAGACCUGGUUUCUUCUUCUGGGUCUUCCGAUGGAUGAUCGAUUUCCUGGGCGGUGUGGGGAUCGCCAACAUGGCCGGUCGCUCGCGGGAGCCGAUAGCCAAUCGCACCGCAGCAGUCAUUUUUGAUGGCCUUUCGUCGUCUGAUGAGGAAGUUCAGAAGAUGGGCGAGGAGGCGAAGGAGGAGGACGAGGAGGCCAUCGCCUUGCCGGUCGCGGACGACCACUUGACGUCCUCCAGCAUGAUGGCAAAGCAGGUUGCCGUCAGUGCCAGGAAGCGGAAGGCCGCCGCCAACGACGAGGAUGUUCGCGAGGACGUUGGGGACCGGGAGGCGGAGGAGGAGGAGGAGGAUGAGCCGCUCAGCAGGGGCGACUUUAGCCUGUCGUCUUUCGCCUGCAUCUGUUGGCUAGGCCAGCUUAUGGCCCGUGCAGAGGGCAUUCUGCAAGGGAUGCGAGACACCUUCUGGCAGGACGUUCGAAAAGGCUGCUUUCAGAUCGUGCGGGGCGAGGUGUCGGUCCAGUCUCUCGUCAAGGAGCACGGCCAGAUCGCAGCGAAGAUCUUCAACAAGCAGGAGCAGGUUGAGGUGGUGGAAGCCUUGAGAAUCCUGCAAGCUGAUGCCGUUCGCAGGAGCUUGAGUCAGGACCGGCGGAGGGCGGCAGAGAAGCUGUUCGCUCGUUUCGUCCGGUCUCUCGCAGAGAGCAUCGACGACACUGUCGGCAAACCGCUCUGGACGGAAGCCAUUUUGGAUGCGGGUGGACAGGCAGGCCCAUCGAUCGCCGGGGUUUUUGUGGCUCAGAGCCAUUUCGCCUCGGGCUCGGGGGCGGCCGAGACGAAACGAAACAGGGAACGACCCUCGAAGUUCCUUGAGGCCGAGCGUUUGUCCUACGUCGCUGCUGGUCGCUCGGUUUUGGCACAGGCUCCCGUUCUCAGCGUCGUCGCUGAUGCCGUCCACGUGGGACAGGAGGACUGGCUGAACGUUUUCCUCUGCGACACAAGCGAGGACGUGAAGAAAGGGACGGCCAUCACGUCGGACGACUGGACGGACAUGUGGCAGGGCCGCAUCACGAAGUCCUUCAAGAAGGCCGGCUCCAAAGGUCGCUCGCCACCGAAAACCACAGGCGGCUACAAGGAGCCGGAGAGGCUGGCCACUCAGGAGUGGUUCCGAGACAUGUCCCACAGCCUCGCGGUCGUUGGCUGGGGCUUUUCGUCCUUCCGACGGACGAGCGAGGCAGGCCGGCCGAGGGUCUUGAUCCUCUGCACGGAUCAGGAGGCCACUCAGUUGGCGGCCGUGAACUACUUGAAGUUCGGCCGUUCGCUGUUCGUGGAGCACGUCAACGACCCGGCUCACCGUUCCCACAACGACGUGAACCUCGCGAUGGCGGCGGCCGGUCUGCUGACGUUCGGCCUCGUGUCCAUCGGCCUCUACAACGUUCGCUACGGCCCAUGGAACAAGGGCACGUGGUUCGGCAAGGUCCAGACGAUGGCGGACGAGAUGAGUCGUUCGAUGAGCCCUUCGGAUCCGUUGCUGCUGACUUUCUUUCCGGACAUUCUGGAGGACCAAGGCCGUUCGCAAGAGGACAACAACGAGGCCGAGCGACGUGCUUUUCUGGAGAGCCUGCCAAACAGGUCGUUCGUGAGAAGCAAGGGCAGCAAGGCCUCGCAGUCUCGCUUCAACAGUCUCUCGCAGGCCCAUGCGGAGCUCGACGGCGACUGGUCGGCCUGUUGCCUCGUGCUGGUCGCUCUCUGCGUGGCCGAGGGCUGGUGCACGACGGCGUCCCAGUUGUGGUCGCCCUCCGCUGGCAUGGCCGAGACGACGACGGCCGCCACGACCAGGGCAGCCGCCAAGUCGAACGUUCGGUGCAGCACGAUGCUCGCAGACCUUCGGGCGGCCGAGGCCACCGUGAGCCAGUAUGCCAACUGGGCUCACUGGCAGUACAUGGAGGUCGCUCGCGAGCAUGUCGCCAAGCUGUCCAACCUGGCCGCUCUGAAGCGGAUCGGCCUUGACAUGUCCUUCGAGCUGCCAAAGGAGGAGGUUCGAGAGGACUCGCUGGCGUGGCAGGAUGCAGUCGCUCACAGAGUCGUUCGCCUGACACACCGUCUCUUGCGAUAUCGUUGCGGCAGCCAGCUGGGGCCGAGGGGUCGUUGGAGGCGAAGCUCCUUGGACGGCCACUCUGCCACGGCGCCCGUGAUGGCCAUGUUGCUGUCCGAGUUGCGGGAGGCGUCGUUCGUGGAGGUUCCGCCGGGGACGUUCGAGUGGCUUCGCCGUUCGUGGAGCGGCCUGCUGAACUCGAAGCUCGUGGAGGACGCCAACAAGGUCCAACGUGAGGCCGAGCAGCGGAAUGGCACUUCGAAGAUGCUGGGUCGUUUGGAGGGCUGGCACGGUCUCUCGAGAAAGAAGCUCCUGGAGCAGUAUCACAGGAGAGAGGUGCCGAGCGGCCGGAUGGCGACCGUGCUCGUGAAGUUCGAGGCCGACCCGUGGUUCGUGCGGCCUCAGCGGCUCCGCACGGACCCGGGCAGUUCGUCGGCCGCCGUUCGCGAGGAGCAGGAGGAGGGCCUCACGGACCAGACCUUCGAGGACGACCUUCUGAAGGGCGUUAGCCAAGCGAGGACGUGGGCCUCUCCCACACCUGAGUCGGAACAGGACAAGCUGGCUGGGUUCUCGCUGCUCACCAAGGUCGUUCGGCAGAACAUGGACUGGUCCUUCGUGGAGAAGGGAUGGUGGGCAGCCUUGGCUCCCGAGGGACAUGCCUUGCAGUUUCCGACUGGACCACCGUUGUACGUGGUUCGCAGCUACAAGCGAGCUUCCCCUGCCGGAGACAUCGUCCGCCUGGACCUGGAGAACCCACACGUCGGAUGGGUGCACCUUUUCGACGAGGCCGUGGACGUUCUGGACUUGGCUGCGACCUCGCCACAACGUGGUCUCGUGUCUCUCGGUGAGACCCGGGCCAUGGGAGUUGUCUUUCGGGUGCAGGCCCGAUGUUCCUUGCUUCAGCACCACGAGAAGUUCGGCUUCGCAGGCGUUCCGGAGUGGGGUCUGCGACGACUCGCAGAGGUGAAGGGAUGGCCGGCCGAAGCUGAGGACGAGGAGGACGACCGCCUCGCCGUGGUGUGCCUCUUGUCUCUCCAGCCAACUCUGACGAAGGACGACGUGGUCAAUCGUCUCCUGUUCCGCCAGGACGUGGCCUCGUGGUCGGGCGAGUUUGGGGAGCUCGAUCUGACAGAGGUCGUGCGAGACACAAUGUUGGCGGCCGACCAGGACGUCGCCCUCCAACAACUUGCGAAGCGGAAAGCCGCUCGCGAGACUGCCGUGGAGAUCCGGAAGCGGGUCUCGCGGACUUUCGAGGCCGUCGCCAAGACCUUUGCCAGCCGACCCGAGUACAAAAAGGCAGCGGCAGCUCGAAAGGCCAAAGAGAAGCAGGCAUCGCAGCAGCAGAAGGACCAUGCCGCUGCGAUCAAGCGGUGCUAUGCCGCCCUCAGCGACAAAGUCGCGAAGGUCGGCGUUCCCACAGCCGUCCGAGUGUAUCGGGACGACUACAACGGCCGCUGGCGUCUCACGUACAGGACUGUCUGGGCUCAGGUCACUCGCAGCAUUUCGUGGACUGCCGUGGGCAGUAGGAAUGCCGCAGCGGAAGCCGUUCGCCAAGGCUGGCAGUGGGCGGAGACGUUCGACGGCCUGCCGAUGCCGGAGGAGGCAGCAGGCCUGUUGCAGAAGUUGGCGGCUUGA
Molecule: messenger RNA, 3918 nt
Organism: Symbiodinium sp. CCMP2592
Lineage: Eukaryota; Dinophyceae; Suessiales; Symbiodiniaceae
Source: the annotation of a GenBank genome assembly